UUGCAGAAUAUAACCGGACAGGCCUCGGCGCGCAGGGUUUUACAGCGUUUUGUAUGAACCCUAAUGACAAAGGCAGAUUAAUCCGCGCGGCGCUGUCGGAUUCGGGCACAGACUCCAUCCCCCGUUACACUUUCAGAUCUUGUGUACGUAUGACAGCCCCUCCUGGGCACCGUACAGGAAGUCUCUCCAUGACCCACAUCUCCCUGCACACCUGCGUUUCUUACUUUGGACGUGUGCUGCAGUUUCACGUUAGGCUGAAGACAUAACACAGCUUCGGUGUAGAGUAAAGGGCUGGUCCUGCAGUGGUACCUGGAGGCGCGUACUGGAUUUGUCCUCGGCGUCAGUAAUGAAGCGUCUCGGACGUGGAGAACCCAGUCCUGAAAAGCAAUGUCAUCGUCCAGCUUGUGUGCACCUCUGAUGGGGCUGAGGGGCGAACCCACCGGCCAAACAGAUCUGCGGAGGAGAGGAAGGAGGCAGGUUUCCAGGAAAGCCGUGCAUUGACGGCUCGCCAUUUCCUCCAGUCGGCUCUUGUGGACUGAUACCUGCACACUCCUCUCAGUGUGCACACUCAAGGCGAGACUUUGGAGCAGCUAUUAAAAUCAGGCUGCCCGCCAAAACCAUUCACCCUUUGCCAUUAACCAGAAAAAGAGAGUGAGACGUGCACAACAUGGAUUUCUUCUGCCUGACGGUUUUGUGAAAUCAAACUUGUGACUGUGGACGGAGAAAAGCAAGCAAAAGAUACUUGCAGUCGCUACAGAUGUGCACUACAGAAGCCAUGGUGGUCCUUGCAUCAGCUCCUCAGCCCAUCCAUGACUACAGACGCCUUUAGAGGCCAGGAUCAGGAAGACGCUCGCCAGCCAACACACUCAUAUGCAAUGGAAGAAGACAUUGAUGUCACAUCCCACACUGAGGGCCUGAAUGGUUUGUCCCGUGAAUGUAAACCAUUAGAGGAAAUCACCAAUGGACACUCCAACCAUAAGCCUGUCAUGAAUGGACUGGUAGUUAGUCAUAAUGUCAAGGACCACACAAACGGCAGCGCACCACUCAGAUCCCUGCCGAUUUCGGCACUGAAGCAGAACGGCCUUCUGCAGACCCUGGCGGCCGGAGGGGACCAGCCGAAGCCCGCAGAAGAAAAUGUGGAGUUGGAAAAGGCCAGACAGGAGUGGGAGGCUCUGGAGAACGUUCAACCAGCUCUCACUGAGGACUUAAACCCGACUCCAAUCAUCUCCUUCAACGAAGCCCUGCAGUACUUCCAGACCACAGACCUCGGGGACUUGCUGAAGAACAUCCAGCCAACCGUUCGCAGGACAGGCCUGGCCGCCAUCACACACUUCCUCUUCGGACCUCCACGGCUGCACAGAGAACUACUGGAGGAGAGAGAUCUGGUCUUUGCCAUCGCACAGUGUCAUGUGGACAACAGCCAAAGCGUCCACAUGCGUGUCCUCCAGACCAUUUAUAAGAGGCUAAUAGGCAGCAGGCUGGACUGUCCUCGAUACGGGACACACUGGGAAAGCAUCGGCUUUCAGGGUACAGACCCGGCCACUGACCUGCGCGGCACUGGUUUCCUGGGACUGAUGCAUACUCUGUACUUUGUGAUGGACCCAGAGACUCUGCCGCUGGCUAGAGACAUCUACAAGUUGUCACAACACCCAACACAGAACUUUCCAUUCAGUGUGAUGUCAAUCAACAUGACCCGCAUCGCUCUGCAAGUACUCAGAGAGGAGGCCUUGUCCAAGGAGUGCAAUCGUCGUCAGCAAGUGGUCGGCGUGCUGAAUGAGUUCUACGUUGCCACGUAUCUGCACCUGUACCAGCUGUGGAAGACCCAACAGAAGACCAUUGCUGACUCUGGCUUUGUACUGAAAGAAGUGGAGCUGUUUGCCAAAAAGAACCCCAAGCAGAUGCUGCGCCGACUAGAGGUCUUCCUGAAAGAGAGGCGGGCAGGUGGAAUCCCCCGUGGGACGUCGCCAGACCCCCAGGCCCAACAGCCGUCUCCCAGUCUGGGGGAGCGAGGGGCCAGAGCCGGGACAGGACAGGGAAGCAAGGGAAAGGAGAUGCACUUCACGGGAGUGUGUGAUCUGCCGCCAGACAUGGAGGGAGAGGCCAGACUCAUCUAAGCUAGACUCUGUGUGAGUGCGUGAGUGUGAACGAUCCUGUCCGUGAGUAUGUGCGAGUGGCUUACUCUCAGAGAGCUAGAACCCCACCAGACCCUGAUCUAGGACCUGCUAUCUGAACCCGUUCAAACACUUCAAACCUGAUGCUGGGGUGCUGCACUUUGAUUAGAUUAAGCUUGGGGGUCUUUUAGAGUUAUAUGAUUUUUUUUUUUUAAUUGAUGAUUAAUUUAUGUUUUUUUUUUUUUAAACAAAGAACAGAGUCAAAUAUAAAGUGGAGUGGAUGCAGGUCAGAAACACAAGAUGUCACUAAAAAACAAGGAGAAAGUGAAUGUUUGCACUUUUCUGUGGAUUUAGUAGCCAAAUCAAUAGCUGCCAAAUUCUUGUGGUCAAACUCUUAACCUGCCUGGAAGUUCAGAACGUACGCGCUGGUGUCCCUCGGAUCUCCCGGUCGGCGAACGUUAGCGCUGCGGAGGGAGGCGGGCUUAUCCUUCACGGGCUUGCCGUUCCCUCUCUCCCGCUUCACGAUACAACGCACAGUCAGUUCAUGAAGCAAGCGAAGGGCGGCGCCGUCGGGCGUGCUGUUCAGCGCUCUGUUAACUUUGUGUUCGGGUUCCCUGCUACACAAGCAAACAGAAGCAGCUUCCCUCUCAGUGUGGGUGCAGAGCGGCCAGAUGGAAAACCCAGAGAGGUUACAGAUUUAUAUUUUGCUUUUUUUCGUUUCGGUGGAGGCUGCUCUCCGUCUUAAACCGUAAACGUUGGAGAUUUGAUCACUUUGCAUUCUUUGUUAGAGCGUGGAUCAUGUGAAAGAUGUGAAAGAUGUCCAGAUGUGUGGAGGCUGUUGGUGUACCUGUGGCUGUCAGGGGUCUGAUAGGCUGAUAGGUCCAGAGCUCCCACUGGAUAUGGAGGAAUAUAUUUUAAAUAAUU
Molecule: messenger RNA, 3035 nt
Organism: Scatophagus argus
Lineage: Eukaryota; Metazoa; Chordata; Actinopteri; Scatophagidae
Gene: elmod3
Product: ELMO/CED-12 domain containing 3
Exons: 13
Coding region: 810-2114 (434 amino acids)
Source: RefSeq, a predicted model, not a curated record